This is a messenger RNA of Acanthosepion pharaonis, 2244 nucleotides long. The record is from the annotation of a GenBank genome assembly. NCBI's taxonomy places the organism in Eukaryota, Metazoa, Mollusca, Cephalopoda, Sepiida, Sepiidae.
AUGAGGAAGCUGGUGACGAUUGGGGCUUAUCUCGAAGGUAGUGAUGAUGGUGCUGAUGGAGGUAGUGGUGGUAGUGAUGCUGGGGAAGAUGGUCCUGCUGAUCUUGAUGCUGAUGAUGAUGGUGGUAGGGGUGGAGAUGAUGGUGCUUAUAUUGAAUAUCGAGGUGAGAGAUCUGAUUUUGAUGGUGAUCAUGAGGAAGCUGGUGACGAUUGGGGCUUAUCUCGAAGGGUGAUCAUGAGGAAGCUGGUGACGAUUGGGGCUUAUGUCGAAGGUAGUGAUGAUGGUGCUGAGGGCGGUAGUGGUGAUAGUCAUGCUGUGAAAGACGGCCCUGCUGAUCUUGAUGAUGAUGAUGAUGGUAGGGGUGGUGAUGAUGGUGCUUAUAUUGAAUAUCGAGGUAGUGAUGAUGGUGCUGAGGGCGGUUGUGGUGAUAUUCAUGCUGUGAAAGAUGGCCUUGCUGAUCUUGAUGCUGGUGAUGAUGGUAGGGGUGGUGAUGAUGGUGCUUAUAUUGAAUAUCGAGGUGAAACACCUGAUUUUGAGGGUGAUCAUGAGGGUGAUCGUGAGGAAGCUGGUGACGAUGGUGCUUAUGUCGAAGGUAGUGAUGAUGGUGCUGAUGGUGUUAGUGGUGGUAGUGAUUCUGGGGAUGGAGGCACUUCUGAUCUUGAUGCUGAUGAUGACGGUGCUGGUGGUGGUGAUGAUGAUAUUGCUUGUAUUGAAUAUCUUGGUAUCAGAUCUGAUUUUGAAGGUGAUCAUGAGGAAGCUGGUGACGAUGGUGCUUAUGACGAAGGUAGUGAUGAUGGUGCUGAUGGUGGUAGUGGUGGUAGUGUUGCUUGGGAUGGUGGCACUGCUGAUCUUGAUGCUGCUGAUGAUGGUGCUAGGGGUGGUAGUGAUGAUAGUGCUGAUGGUGGACGUGGUGGUAGUGAUUCUGGGGAUGAUGGCACUGCUGAUCUUGAUGCUGAUGAUGAUGGUGCUGGUGGUGGUGAUGAUGAUGUUGCUUAUAUUGAAUAUCGUGGUAACAGAUGUGAUUUUGAUGGUGUUCAUCAGGAAGCUGGUGACGAUGGUGCCUAUGUCGAAGGUAGUGAUGAUGGUGCUGAGGGCGGUAGUGGUGAUAGUCAUGCUGUGAAAGAUGGCCCUGCUGAUCUUGAUGCUGCUGAUGAUGGUAGGGGUGGUGAUGAUGGUGCUUAUAUUGAAUAUCGAGGUAGUGAUGAUGGUGCUGAGGGCGGUAGUGGUGAUAGUCAUGCUGUGAAAGACGACCCUGCUGAUCUUGAUGAUGAUGAUGAUGGUAGGGGUGGUGAUGAUGGUGCUUAUAUUGAAUAUCGAGGUAGUGAUGAUGGUGCUGAGGGCGGUUGUGGUGAUAUUCAUGCUGUGAAAGAUGGCCUUGCUGAUCUUGAUGCUGGUGAUGAUGGUAGGGGUGGUGAUGAUGGUGCUUAUAUUGAAUAUCGAGGUAGUGAUGAUGGUGCUGAGGGCGGUAGUGGUGAUAGUCAUGCUGUGAAAGACGGCCCUGCUGAUCUUGAUGCUGAUGAUGAUGGUGGUAGGGGUGGUAGUGAUUCUGGGAAUGAUGGCACUGCUGAUCUUGAUGCUGAUGAUGAUGGUGCUGGUGGUGGUGAUGAUGAUGUUGCUUAUAUUGAAUAUCGUGGUAACAGAUGUGAUUUUGAUGGUGUUCAUCAGGAAGCUGGUGACGAUGGUGCCUAUGUCGAAGGUAGUGAUGAUGGUGCUGAUGGUGUUAGUGGUGGUAGUGAUUCUGGGGAUGGAGGCACUUCUGAUCUUGAUGCUGAUGAUGACGGUGCUGGUGGUGGUGAUGAUGAUAUUGCUUGUAUUGAAUAUCUUGGUAUCAGAUCUGAUUUUGAAGGUGAUCAUGAGGAAGCUGGUGACGAUGUUGCUUAUGACGAAGGUAGUGAUGAUGGUGCUGAUGGUGGUAGUGGUGGUAGUGUUGCUUGGGAUGGUGGCACUGCUGAUCUUGAUGCUGCUGAUGAUGGUGCUAGGGGUGGUAGUGAUGAUAGUGCUGAUGGUGGACGUGGUGGUAGUGAUUCUGGGGAUGAUGGCACUGCUGAUCUUGAUGCUGAUGAUGAUGGUGCUGGUGGUGGUGAUGAUGAUGUUGCUUAUAUUGAAUAUCGUGCUGGUGACGAUGGUGCCUAUGUCGAAGGUAGUGUUGAUGAUGCUGAUGGUGGUAGUGGUGGUAGUGAUGCUUGGGAUGGUGGCACUGCUGAUCUUGAUGCUGAUGAUGAUGGUGCUAGGGGUGGUUUAUGA